Messenger RNA from Rangifer tarandus platyrhynchus (Svalbard reindeer), 726 nucleotides. The record is from the annotation of a GenBank genome assembly. Lineage: Eukaryota; Metazoa; Chordata; Mammalia; Artiodactyla; Cervidae.
AUGGCUGAAGAACAACCGCAGGUCGAAUUGUUCGUGAAGGCUGGCAGUGAUGGGGCCAAGAUUGGAAACUGCCCCUUCUCCCAGAGACUCUUCAUGGUGCUUUGGCUCAAGGGAGUCACCUUCAACGUCACCACUGUUGACACCAAGAGGCGGACUGAGACGGUACAGAAGCUAUGCCCAGGAGGGCAGCUCCCUUUCCUCCUGUAUGGCACCGAAGUGCACACAGACACCAACAAGAUUGAGGAAUUUCUGGAGGCUGUGCUGUGCCCUCCCAGGUACCCCAAGCUGGCAGCUCUGAACCCUGAAUCCAACACAGCUGGGCUGGACAUAUUUGCCAAAUUCUCUGCCUACAUUAAGAAUUCAAACCCAGCACUCAAUGACAACCUGGAGAAGGGGCUCCUGAAAGCCCUGAAAGUAUUAGACAAUUACCUGACAUCCCCCCUCCCAGAUGAAGUAGAUGAGACCAGUGCUGAGGAUGAGGGCAUCUCUCAGAGGAAAUUUCUGGAUGGCAAUGAGCUCACUCUGGCUGACUGCAACCUGUUGCCCAAGCUCCACAUAGUACAGGUGGUAUGUAAGAAGUACCGGGGAUUCUCCAUUCCGGAUGUGUUUCGUGGAGUGCAUCGAUACCUGCGCAAUGCCUAUGCUAGGGAAGAGUUUUCUUCCACCUGUCCAGAUGAUGAGGAAAUCGAGCUGGCCUAUGAGCAAGUGGCCAAGGCCCUCAAAUAA